Nothoprocta perdicaria is the source of this 288-nucleotide messenger RNA. RefSeq names its product small integral membrane protein 12 (gene SMIM12). NCBI's taxonomy places the organism in Eukaryota, Metazoa, Chordata, Aves, Tinamiformes, Tinamidae. The coding region runs from base 1 to 288 and encodes 95 amino acids. The transcript has a single exon. The record is from RefSeq and is a predicted model, not a curated record.
AUGUGGCCGGCGCUGUGGGCGGCGCUGCGCACGUACGCGCCGUACGUGACCUUCCCGGUGGCCUUCGUGGUGGGCGCCGUGGGCUACCACGUGGAGCGGGGCCUGCGCGGGCGCGCGCCGCCGGGGCAGGAGCAGGAGGAGCAGGAGCGGAGCAUCGCGGAGCGGCGCGAGGAGCGGCGGCUGCGGGAGCUGGCGGGCGCCGAGCUGCCCGAGGUGGCGAGCCUCAAGGACAGGCUGGAGUUCGCGCCGCGCGCCGUGCUCGACCGCAACCGGCCCGAGAAGAGCUGA